Molecule: messenger RNA, 1237 nt
Organism: Notothenia coriiceps (black rockcod)
Lineage: Eukaryota; Metazoa; Chordata; Actinopteri; Perciformes; Nototheniidae
Product: pre-mRNA-processing factor 40 homolog A-like
Exons: 7
Source: RefSeq, a predicted model, not a curated record
UUACUGGAGAAGGCUGAAGCCAGAGAGAGGGAGCGAGAGAAGGAGGAGGCCAGGAAGAUGAAGAGGAAAGAAGCAACCUUCAAAAACAUGCUGAAGCUGGCCACCCCCCCGCUGGAGCCCGAGACCACAUGGGAGGGGGUCCGAGACAGAUUCCUGAAGGAGUCUGCGUUCGAAGACGUGACUCUGGAGUCGGAGAGGAAGAGGAUAUUCAAAGACUUCAUGCAUGUCUUAGAGCAUGAAUGCCAACACCACCACUCCAAGACAAAGAAGCACUCCAAGAAGUCCAAGAAGCACCACAGGAAGCGCUCCCGCUCUCGAUCGGGCGGCUCAGAGUCUGAGGACGAUGAAUACCACAAGAAGAAAAAGAGGUCACAGUCCAAGUCUCCUUCUGAGCGCUCAUCUUCUGGAGAAUCUGAGAGAAGCUACAAGAAAUCCAAGAAGCACAAGAAGAAGGGAAAGAAGAGACGCCACAAGUCUGGAUCACCAGACACUGACACUGAGAAGAAAGGGAGAGAGCGCGACGGGAAGCGGGAGAAGGACUUGGAGAAAGAUAAAGAGAACGACAAGUCCCGAGGGAAACCUCGCUCGGACUCUAAACAGAAGUCCCCUAAAAGAAAACCAGUUAAGGAGGAGGGCGGCUGGGAUACGUCAGGCAGCGAGCUGAGUGAAGGAGAGCUGGAGAAGAGGAGGAGAACUUUACUGGAGCAGCUGGAUGCCCCCUGAUGAUCACGUGUCAUUGUAUUGGUACACUUACAACAUGCAUUCCCCUCCGAGCUCCUGACUGUCCGGGGACUGAGUGGUUGCAUCGCUCUCCGGUAUUUAUGGGGUGUGUGAAACUGAGCUUUAGCUUAUUUGGUGACUAAUUUGAGUUCAGGAAACUGAUCAGCUGAUCAACCUUUCAUUGUCAGGUUGUCUUUUUGUUGCUUUCGUUAGUUGUUUUUUUUAGUUGAUUGUAGCUGUACAUGUUUUUCAUUGCCAAUCAUUUUUAUACUCAAUUAAAAGUAUAUCCUGAAUGUCACACUGACUGUUCUUCGCCUGGAGAAGUAGCGGUAGAAGAAAUAGGUUCUAAUCUAGGACAACAUAUCUUUCAUAAUCUCUUAUUCAUCCUCAGAGAUAAUUAAACCGUUUUUUUGAUCUGGUCUUAACUGCAGCGGAGUUGUCCAUUAAGGUUUUAAUGGGAGUGUCUGUUCAAAUGGAAAUAUUGUCGUGAAAUGCAAUAAAAUACUGGUUCAAUGAU